AUGGUACAAGCUGUCGCUCUCAGCGUUUUCAUCAAGGUGCAUCUCCGAUUGGGUAGAACAGAGGAAAGAGAGUAUGUUGGCGUGGCAGAGAACGAACAUGAGGUGCAGAAGACGCGUUCCAUUGAGCGGGUUCCUCAAUGUCUACACAACGACACGAAUUUUGUGCAGCUGUAUGGGGGCAGUGAGGUGCUUCCAAUGACAUCCUUGGACACAUGUCUAGCUGAUCUAAGCUUAAAAACCACUCACCUACUAGCGAACUGCCUCACUUCUGGAGAUCUGUGGUUGAAAAUAGUGGAUAGAAAUAAAGGAAGCAUCUAUUACAUGAGCGAAGAAGAAGUGGAAAGGAUUAGUCGGGAUGUGAAUCCAGGCGAAUCUGUAUUGAGAGCUUGGAGCAACCGCGGACAGUCGGUACAUGACUUACUUGUUCGGCUACAAAUCCUUUCGAAGCAAUAUGGAGCUACUAUGGACCAGGCACAGCUGAUUUUGUCAAGGAAAUUCAGACCUGUACGGUGGGCAAAGACGGACGAGAUCGUAGUUAGUAUUGUAGAGGAUAAUUCUAUUGUACGAUUGCAAUGCAAGGCUGUAGGAUUUCCUUGUCCAGUGUAUCACUGGUACAAGAAUGACGAACUUUUGGAAACUGCCACUGGUUAUGUUGUUGACGUGGUCAGGUGCAAAUGCUCAUCAGAUUUCACAUUUCGCUGUGUGGUGACGAAUGAGAUCGAGGACGGUCAUGUAUACUCUGAGUUUUAUCGAAAACCUGGGAAACAGUACUCUUCCCGCAUUGCUUCUCGAACACUCGUAUUGGGCCCAUUUGUCGGAGAAGAACAACGAUGUGAACAUUGUCGAAACGGGAAUUUGGAAAAUCUACGCGAAAUUAUGGCGAGCAUGAAUAUUUCGUCGGAAGAGAGGGCGCCCAUCCUAGCAGCUUCUACAUCCAACGAUGCUGAAUUAGUUGCUGCGGAUAAAGUUGCGCUGAUUAUUAGUAAUUGUAUGUAUCAUCACCUUCCAAAGCUGGUGACGCCUCACUGUGAUGCAGAAACUUUGGCAACAGCUCUACAGGAUCUCAAGUACAAAACAGUGACGCUAGCUGAUCUGACAUUAGCAGAGAUGAAAUUUUUUGUUAAGGAGUACAAAAAGCUCCUCGGCAGUGGCGUUUACGCUGUCUUCUAUUUCGUUGGUCAUGGAUUUGAAGUAAAUGGACAAUGCUACCUUCUGCCAGUAGAGGCACCAUCUGAGGCUCACAAGCCCGAGCACUGUCUUUCUAUGGAUUUUGUUCUACACGAGUUGAGCAAUUACAAUCCUGCCUUGAAUCUCCUCUUGCUUGAUGUGUGCAGGAAAUUCAUUCCUUUUGAAUUCAUUUCUGCUUUCGUGGAGUAUGCGGAACCGUUCAAAAUUAAGCACAGGCCGAACAGGAACACAGUUUAUGGAUAUUCGACGAGCGGUGGAGUGGGAGCCUAUGAGAUAAAGGGCGAAAUGAACGGAGUUUUCAUGAAGUAUCUCAAGACCCAUUUACGUCAACCAGUUUCUGUCAUCCAAAUGAUUAAUGACACCUUGCGAGAUAUCGAGGAAGACGAAAAGGUAUGCGAUGUCCAAGUACCUGAAUUGCGGUCCACAUUGACGAGAUCUCGGUCGCUCAUUGAUCCGUUAGUCUGGGACGGUCAUACUGUUUCUUUCGAUCAUCAUACUAUUCAUUGGCGGCUUAUGCAUGAGUUACCAAACCCUGUUCAUGUACGUUUUGAUGAUUUAGCUCUUACUGUUACGAUAUGGUUCGAUUUCUGUGGACAUUUUACAAACAAGGUUUACGUAUUUUCUUCUGUUGGUGACCUCGUGGAUGAUGCAACGGAGGAGUUUGAAGAGAAACGACUUUCAGAAAAAGCCUUAUCACACAUUGCUUACUUGUCUUUCUCUCCGGACUUGGAUGCGUCAAAAGAAAGACUAGUUUCUGAUGACGAUGAAGGUGUUUCACUGUGUCUUCUACUUUCUCAUCUGCAGCGCUCAAAGGGAGAACUCAGAUGCACAAUACUUUUAAAAUCUAGUAUUGAUCAUAACGUUGUCGCUACGCGUGAAGUGGUGCUAGGUCAUGUUCUCAUCACAAGGAUAGAAAUGCUCAAGUGA
This is a messenger RNA of Necator americanus (New World hookworm), 2115 nucleotides long. RefSeq lists its product as uncharacterized. Gene Ontology annotation, biological process: proteolysis. Bases 1 to 2115 code for a protein of 704 amino acids. The record is from RefSeq and is a predicted model, not a curated record. Gene Ontology annotation, molecular function: cysteine-type endopeptidase activity. The transcript has 16 exons. NCBI's taxonomy places the organism in Eukaryota, Metazoa, Nematoda, Chromadorea, Rhabditida, Ancylostomatidae.